Molecule: messenger RNA, 1593 nt
Organism: Penicillium malachiteum
Lineage: Eukaryota; Fungi; Ascomycota; Eurotiomycetes; Eurotiales; Aspergillaceae
Product: putative F-box protein (Pof7)
Exons: 2
Coding region: 1-1593 (530 amino acids)
Biological process (GO): SCF-dependent proteasomal ubiquitin-dependent protein catabolic process
Cellular component (GO): SCF ubiquitin ligase complex
Molecular function (GO): protein binding
Source: RefSeq, a predicted model, not a curated record
AUGACAGACAAUCCGGAGCUUGAAUCGUUCCGUCGCCAGUGGCGCGAAGAGGUUUCUGGUCGAUCUGAACCUAGAGGUACCCCUCAAUCUGAGACUCGGGACCCGCACCCGACUCGAUUCCUUCCAAGUCAACAUGCGGCGUCUCACCGCAAGGACCUUGAAGAAGAGGGAGCCCCGCCGGCAUCCUUUGAUACCGAGGACCUUGCCCAACAGGUCGGGCAACUGAGUGUGGAACCAGAGAAGGCUCAUGAAGAGGAUGUGUUUACUCGAAAGGAUCGUCAUGAACCUAGCUCCGCCUUGGAACAUUUUGAGCGGGCAGUGGAGAAGGAAGCAGCGGGCAAACUUGGUGAUAGUCUACAGGACUACCGGAAAGCUUACCGGCUUGAUGCUAGUGUAGACCAGACUUAUCGCAACAAGCACUUUGCGCAUGUGUGGAAGAAGCCUGCGCAGCCGGCGCCAAGCGGAUCAGAGACAGUGCCUGUGCCGGUGCCAGCCCCUUCUCAAGUCGAGUUGUUGCCCAUAAACGAAUUGAUCGAAUCAUUCGCCAAUUCUCCUAUCCCACAAGCGGAACCUGCUAUUGAGAAUACUCCACCACCGCCGUGCCCUAUCGCGAAUUUGCCGUCCGAGGUUAUAGUGGAACUCCUACGACAUAUGAGCUUGCGCGACCCUGCCACUUUUGGUCGGAUGGCCCUGGUUUGCAAGAGAUUUGCAUACUAUUUUUUGCGGGAACAACACAUUUGGAAAGGAAUUUGUCAAAAUCCCGAGUUUGGCUUUGCCGGGAUGCACUAUACAUACGCCUGUGAUCUCUAUGGAAAUCCUAUCUAUACCCUCAACUGCACAAGAUACACACCAUUUCCAAAGGGAGUCUCUUUGGAGAUCCCCAAGCCGCUGGCUUCGUGGAGUCAAGUAUUCCAGUCUUAUCCACGAAUCCGGUUUACUGGAAUCUAUAUAAGCACAGUCAACUACACCAGGCCGGGUGCCCAGUCAACAUAUCAAACUGUGUCUUGGAACACCCCCAUUCAUAUUGUGACUUAUUAUCGCUACUUGCGAUUCUACCCCGAUGGAACUGUGGUUUCUUUGCUCUCAACAACCGAGCCAGUAGAUGUGGUGCCCCACAUCAGCAAGGAAAACAUUAAGACUGCUCGGGCUACCUCACACAAACAGCAUCAGCGCCGGCUUUCCGAGCAAGGCCAGUCUUUGUCUGGUGCAGCUGAUCCUAUACCGCCUGUUGCGAUGAACGCCCUUAAACAUGGGCAUCGUGGACGCUGGCGCCUGACAUCCCCCGUGCCUCUUCCCGAUGAGGAAAAUCAAACUGCCGAAGGUCUUAACCAGACCCCGGAGUCUUCAGACCCACGGGAUAUUUUCAUUGAAACCGAGGGCGUAGAAUCGAAGUACACUUACCUUAUGCACUUGUCCUUACGAUCGACAUCGGCAUCCAAGUCUCAGUCGAACCAGUCCAAAAAUACAAAAUUGAUUUGGAGAGGUUUUUGGAACUACAACAAGCUCACUGAUGACCUGGGUGAGUUUGGUCUUCGCAAUGACCGUGCCUAUGUCUUUAGCCGUGUGCGAGGCUGGGGCCUUGAGAGCAAGUGA